Messenger RNA from Sporothrix brasiliensis 5110, 3225 nucleotides. RefSeq lists its product as uncharacterized. Gene Ontology annotation, cellular component: intracellular membrane-bounded organelle; cytosol; perinuclear endoplasmic reticulum. NCBI's taxonomy places the organism in Eukaryota, Fungi, Ascomycota, Sordariomycetes, Ophiostomatales, Ophiostomataceae. The transcript has 3 exons. The record is from RefSeq and is a predicted model, not a curated record. Gene Ontology annotation, molecular function: sterol binding. The coding region runs from base 1 to 3225 and encodes 1074 amino acids. Gene Ontology annotation, biological process: ER to Golgi ceramide transport; maintenance of cell polarity; endocytosis.
AUGGCCGGCAUUGAGCAGCUCGAAAUCCACAGCAAGUCUUACAUUGUGCGAUGGGUGAAGGUCGACGAAGGUCACACCAUCUCCUGGAGUGUACAGCCGCACAAGAAGUCCAUAAACUUUGGCAUUGUCAAGCAUCCCGGUACUGGCGGCACCAACCUCACCACCUUCCAGUCCGACCUCGACGACAGCCUGCCCGAUGGCACCUCCGAUGCGAAGCAGGGCCUUUUUAACAGAAAGGACGCCGGCACCGCGCCCGAGCAGCUGCGCAAAAAGGGCUUCAAGCUCAUCAACUGGCACGGCAAGUGCGACGCCGACAAGGUCUCCAUGGGCACCUACGACGUCGAGGCCGGCAACGGGGGCAUGUUUGGCCUCGUCUUUGACAACACCUUCUCGCGCCAGACCUCCAAGAACGCGACGUUUGUCCUCCUGACCUACCCCGUCGGCGCCCCGCCUCAGGGUGCCCGCAAUCUUCCCAACCUCCAGGCCGGGCCCGCUGCCAGCAUCAGCCGGUCGAGUCUCGGCAAGAACAACAGUCCGCGCCUCGGCGCCAUUCCGACCCCGUCCAUGGACAGCAUCGGCAGCCAUCACGCGAUCAACGGUUCGGCCGCUGCAGCCGGGAGUGCAGCAGGUGCUACGUCGGCGGUAUCGACGCCUGGCUCAGGCGGCGAAGCUGCGAAUGGCAGCCGCGGAAGCGGUGGUGGUGGCGGCGGCGGCGGCGGCGGCGGCGGCAGUAAGAGUGGGAGUGGCACUAACAGUGCGCGUCCAGGCCUGUCGACCGCCUCGUCUGGCUCCUCCGCCAACUACCACGUCGGCACCCUGUUGAAGCGCCGCCGGAAAAAGGGCCAAGGCUAUGCGCGCCGCUUCUUCUCACUCGACUACGCCACCUGCACGUUCUCCUACUACCACAACCGCAACUCCUCGGCCCUGCGUGGUGCUAUUCCUCUGAGCCUGGCGGCCAUUGCUGCCGACGAGCGCCGACGCGAGAUUACAAUCGACUCGGGCGCCGAGGUAUGGCAUCUCAAGGCUUCCAACGACAAGGAGUUUACCGAGUGGGCACGCGCACUGGAGCGCUCGAGUCGCAUCGCCCGCGGCCUCGAGAAGGUCCAGGGCCUUCCUGGUGCCUCCGUGUCGUCGCACAACCUCCGCUCCGAACCGCCAGCCGACGUUGCCCCCAAGGUCAUGUACCAGGAGGAAACGCGCGAGUGGCAGCAGGUCGAGGCGCUUGUUAGCCGCGUUGUUGGUACGCGGGACGCUCUCCGGCGACUUGUCAAGGACAUGGCCGCCGCGGGCCACCAGCCACCAGUACACGCCGCGCAAAAGUCGCAUUUCCUGUCGCCCAGUACGCCGCCCGUCUCCGAAGAGCCCGACGACUAUCUGUCUUCUCAGCAAUCCACGCCCACCGGAGGGGCCGCCGAGCGUAGGCCGUUCUGGCGGCGACGGUCCUCAGCCUCGCCGCUCGCCCCGCAAAACUUCCGCUCCUCUGUCGCGUCCUCGCUGGCCGUGCCGGCACCGUCCGCCGCCUCGAACGCCCCAGCACACCACAACGCCAAGCACGGCGCCAAGCACGAGGGCCACAACAUGGAAGACCACUGCCAGGCGCUGUUGGGUGACCUGGACUCGGUCGUGUCCGAGUUCACGAAGCUGCUCUCCAACAGCAAGCACCGCCGCACCACAUCGGCUGUUGCGGCCAACAUUGCUGCGCCGCGCAACAGCCUUGACUCCACCUCGACCACGGACGAGUUCUUUGAUGCCGCCGAGGCCGCGACCUCUGCAGACCGCUCGCAGUUGCUGCGCAUCGACAACCACAGCGAGGCCGAGGACACACCCGGCUCUGAGAUGGACGAGGAGCACGCGUCUGCCCACGGCGACGGCGACGAGUCGUCGGUGUCCUCGGUGGAGGACGAGGAAGAGUACACCGGGCUGGGCGAGGGCAACGGCACCGGCAGCGACGGCAAGAACCUGUUCCCGCCCAAGCCCAAGUCGCUCGCACCACUGCCCCUGACCGAAGCGGUGCAACGCCGCAAAACGAUACCGCCGUCGACCGUGCUGCCGCCGAGUCUGAUCGCCUUUGUGCGCAAGAACGUCGGCAAAGACUUGUCGACCAUUUCGAUGCCGGCGUCUGCCAACGAACCGACGUCCCUGCUGCAGCGCAUUGCCGAGCAGGUCGAGUACGCGCAGCUGCUCAACGAGGCUGCCGCCAAGUCGCGGCCCGAAGAGCGCCUGCUGUACGUGGCUGCCUUUGCCGUGUCGCAGUUCUCGGGCGGCCGCGCAAAGGAGCGCGCCAUCCGCAAGCCGUUCAACCCGCUGCUCGGCGAGACAUUUGAGCUGCUGCGCACCGAACGCGAGAUGCCCGGCGGCGGCAUGCGCGUCCUGGUCGAAAAGGUCAGCCACCGGCCCGUGCGCCUCGCGAUGCAGGCGGACGCCCCCGCCUGGUCCUUUUCGCAGGCCGCCGCGCCCUCGCAAAAGUUCUGGGGCAAGAGCGCCGAGAUCAUUACAGAAGGCCGCGUCCGUGUCGUGCUGCGGCUGCCGUACGGCGGCGGCGAAGAACACUACUCGUGGGCGCUGGCCACGGUGUUCUUGCGCAACGUCGUCAUGGGCGAAAAGUACGUCGAGCCUGUGGGCACCAUGAACGUCGUCAACGAUACGACCGGCGCGCGCGCCGUCGUGGAGUUCCGCUCCAAGGGCAUGUUUGGCGGGCGCAGCGAAGACGUCCAGAUCGAGACGUACGACCCGGCGGGCGCGCACACGGGGCUGGCUCUCACAGGUACGUGGACGUCGGGCCUGCGGGUCGUGGACCCGCGCAACAAAGCGGGCGGGCUCGAGAUCUGGCGCGCGGGUGCCUUGGUGGACGAUGCUGCGCGCGUCUAUGGUCUGACGCAGUUUGCCGCGUCGCUCAACGAGGUCACGUCGCUGGAGAAGGGCAAGCUGGCGCCGACCGACUGCCGGCUGCGGCCGGACCAGCGGCUGGCCGAGGAGGGCAAGCUGGACGACGCCGAAGCGUGGAAGACGAAGCUGGAGGAGGCGCAGCGGACGCGGCGGCGGCAGCUGGAGGAACGCGGGGAGCAGCACAAGCCGCGGUGGUUCGUCAAGGUGGCCACGGGACCCGACGGCGACGAGGUGUGGCGGCUCAAGGGCGGCAAGGACGGUUACUGGGAGGAGCGGGCCAAGGGCACGUGGACGGGCGUGGAGGACAUCUUCUCGGGUGACGUGGGCGAGGAGCCGUGA